CCAACCAUCCAAGUCUCCAACCCACAGAAGCACACCUCGCUCUCCUCCCACUCCACGCCACAGAUCUCUCCCUCUCCGCCCCCUCCCCCUUGCUCCCCGCUCUCCACGCCAUGGCCGAGGACGCCCCCAACGCCGGCGCUGAGGACAUCCACCCCGCGCCCACUGAAUCCUUCGCCGACGCAGCUGCCCCUCCGGCGUCGGCAGAGAAGUCCUCGUCGGAGACGCUGCUCCCGUCGCUCAGCAUCUGGCCGCCGUCGCAGCGCACGCGCGACGCCGUUGUCCGGCGCGUCGUGCAGACCCUGUCCGCGCCCAGCGUCCUCUCCCAGCGCUACGGCGCCAUCCCCGAGCCCGAGGCCGAGGUCGCCGCAGCCGCCGUCGAGGCCGAGGCCUUCGCCGCCGCCUCGGAGUCCGCCGCCGCCUCCCCCGCCUCCCUGGAGGACGGGAUCGAGGUCCUCCAGGCCUACUCCAAGGAGGUCAGCCGCCGCCUCCUCGAGCUCGCCAAGUCGCGCGCCGCUGCCGCCGCCGCAGCUCCAGAGACCCCCGCGGAACCGAGCGGUGAAGAGUCGGAGGGUUCGUCGGUGACUGCUCCGCCCCCCACGGAGGAGUAAGGUGCUGACCCCGAGCCUUGAUCCACCGAGGAGUGCUGCUAUUUUGGCAUUUCGUUGGGGAUUAUCUAUUGUUAUUACUACUACUUUAUUAGAGAUGCCUAUGCGAUGGGGAAUUGAUGUUUGUUUCAUGAACCUGGUACCUUGCUACAAACUUUAAGCUAUUAUCAGCCUAUCAAGGGUGCAUCAUUGUCCUUAAGGUGUGCAUGAAUGAUUCAUCAGGUCAUCUGUACUGGCUGCAGUAGAUUGCAAGCAGACUGUACCAAUGAAUAUUCAUAGCAAUGGUGCCAAUUGUAUGCUUGUUCCUUC
This is a messenger RNA of Triticum urartu, 914 nucleotides long. Its product is annotated as MFP1 attachment factor 1-like. NCBI's taxonomy places the organism in Eukaryota, Viridiplantae, Streptophyta, Magnoliopsida, Poales, Poaceae. Gene Ontology annotation, biological process: mitotic cell cycle; lateral root development. The record is from RefSeq and is a predicted model, not a curated record.